Messenger RNA from Arachis duranensis, 381 nucleotides. RefSeq names its product F-box/kelch-repeat protein At3g06240-like. The record is from RefSeq and is a predicted model, not a curated record. The transcript is spliced from 2 exons. Gene Ontology annotation, molecular function: protein binding. Bases 1 to 381 code for a protein of 126 amino acids. NCBI's taxonomy places the organism in Eukaryota, Viridiplantae, Streptophyta, Magnoliopsida, Fabales, Fabaceae.
AUGGAGAAGAAGAAGAAGAAGCAACAGCUGAAUGAGAAUCACAAGAGCAAGAGCAUUGACGACAUUCUCCCUCUUGAGCUGAUUCACAGAAUCCUAGUGAGGGUUCCGCUCAAACAUCUCGGUCGCCUCAAGUGUGUUUCGAAGCUUUGGAACGCUCUCAUUUCCGAUCCCGACUUUGCGAAAUCGCAUGUUCACCUCUCUGCCGCACCCACCCAUGUAUGCCUCUUCAUAAAUGAAGACUCCCAGGCUUGCUUCGUUGACAUUGACGCAGUAUUUCACCGCCACAAGCGUGCUACUGCAGUAAAAGAGUUAUGUGCUCCUGCAGAGGGCUUGUUCUCUUACACCGAGCCCCGCAUUUUUUUAUCGUAUGGAACCCACUAA